Populus nigra (black poplar) is the source of this 1065-nucleotide messenger RNA. RefSeq lists its product as uncharacterized. Gene Ontology annotation, biological process: P450-containing electron transport chain. Gene Ontology annotation, cellular component: mitochondrion. Gene Ontology annotation, molecular function: 2 iron, 2 sulfur cluster binding. Lineage: Eukaryota; Viridiplantae; Streptophyta; Magnoliopsida; Malpighiales; Salicaceae. The transcript has 8 exons. The record is from RefSeq and is a predicted model, not a curated record. The coding region runs from base 204 to 800 and encodes 198 amino acids.
ACCUGUCGGUUUCCUUAAGGGUGUGUUUGCUUCUGUAUUUUUUUUAAGCUUUCGAAGCUUAAUAGACAGAAACCCUCCAGAGAAUUCGCGGCUCAAAACUAGGAGAACCAGAAAUUGAACAGUGAACACAAAAAGACAUAAACUUUGUUGUAUCGUCGACUCUGCUCGUUUUCAGUUUCACCGAACUGUUUAGGAGAAAGAUUAUGUUAAGGUCUAGACUUUCAAGAAUUGGAGCUGGGAUAGUCAAAGAACUCUCAAGAGGACAAUGUACAGCCAUUUGUAGAUCAUCAUUUAUACCAAGGCUGUAUAGUGCAUGUUGGCGACCUCAGGUUGAAUUACACCCAGAAACUAAGGGUUUCCAAGGUACUAUAUUUCGAAAGCAUUACCAGUUCUCUAGCACAGCUACCAGUAGUGAUUCUGCAAAUGGGAGUGACCCAGAGGAGAUGAUAUCCAUAACAUUUGUAGGUAAGGACGGGGAGGAAAAGGAUAUCAAGGUCCCUGUUGGAAUGUCCAUGUUAGAAGCUGCUCAUGAAAAUGAUAUAGAACUUGAAGGAGCAUGUGAAGGCUCACUUGCUUGUUCGACGUGUCAUGUGAUUGUGAUGGACAUGGAAUACUACAACAAAUUAGAAGACCCAGCUGAUGAGGAGAAUGACAUGUUGGAUUUGGCAUUUGGGCUUACAGAAACUUCUCGUCUGGGUUGUCAAGUGAUUGCAAAGCCUGAGCUCAAUGGAAUGCGCCUAGCUAUUCCUGCUGCCACUCGUAAUUUUGCCGUUGAUGGGUAUGUUCCAAAACCACACUAGACAACAUGUUUCGGCACCAGAAGAUGUUUAUCGAGUGUAAAAAUGUGAUUGUCCCAGUUUUGUAUCUCCUUUGCUGUAGUGGAUCAAUGAGCAUAUACAACAGUCAAGCCAUCCCUUUCCAUUGAAUAUUGCUUAUCUAUCUCAAUAAUCACUUUCUCACUAAUUCUAAGAGAUACACUAACAAUGUUACCAUUUUAGUGGUCAGCAAAGUUGUAGCUAGACCACCUAAUUUUUAUUAUUUGAUUUAUCCCCAUAUUUUACACAA